UUAUUGAUUUAAUAGCCAAAAUUAUUGGACAUAAAAUUGUGUUUCCCUUUCUUAAUUUUAAAAAUUUAUUUCAUUUACUAAUAUCAACAUCAAAAAACUCAUUAAUUUUUCUCAUUCAUUUAUUAAUUUAAAUAUUUAAAACUUGCCUUUAAACUUUUAUUUUUCCUUCAAAUUACCCCCAUUUUCUUUAUUUUUUUCAAUUCUGCGCGCAUCUCUCUCGAAUUUAAUUUCUUUAAUUAUAUGUAUACCAAAACACCUACAUUUAAUAUAUUUUUUACUACUAAUCUACUUUCGCAAUCGAAAAGAGUUUUGAGAGAAUUUAAAGAAGAUACACGUAGAAGAGCAUUUCAAUUGACAUAUUACACCUUCUUUACAUAUUUAAAUACAAAAUAUUAACCAUCGAUUUGAGCAUUUUAUAACUGUUGCAAAAAAGUAUUCAAAUAAUAAGUUUAGAGCUGGCAAUUUUAUUUUCUCUCUCUCCUUUCCCUUUACAUUUUACAACAUU
Meloidogyne enterolobii is the source of this 505-nucleotide messenger RNA. Lineage: Eukaryota; Metazoa; Nematoda; Chromadorea; Rhabditida; Meloidogynidae. The record is from the annotation of a GenBank genome assembly.